This is a messenger RNA of Juglans regia (Persian walnut), 672 nucleotides long. RefSeq lists its product as uncharacterized. The transcript is spliced from 2 exons. The record is from RefSeq and is a predicted model, not a curated record. NCBI's taxonomy places the organism in Eukaryota, Viridiplantae, Streptophyta, Magnoliopsida, Fagales, Juglandaceae. Bases 100 to 504 code for a protein of 134 amino acids.
AGACUCAACACUUGGGUUUUUCUAGGAUAUAUAAUUCCAUGGUAAUAUUUUGACUAUUAUCACCAUAACAUUUAUGUGUGUAUAUAUAUAUAUAUAUGUAUGAUCAUCAUUCUCUGCAAAGUCCCAAAACGUUUCCACCAUCUUCACGGCGCAAAAACAAUGAAGUUCUUCAGGUCUGCAUGUUACCGUCCCAAAGGCACCCCUGCGCCGCCGCAGGAGGAAGCUAACACCAACGCCUAUGUGUCGCUCACCUUACCUUCCUCCAGGCAUAAUAGGCGGACUGCAGUUCCCAGGUCCGCGUCUGCUAAGCAUUGGAGGCCAGCGCUUUCGAUGAUAUCUGAGGACAAAGUCGACGAAAACAGAGAACGGGUUUCGGGAAACAAAUUUUCUUGUAAAUCUAGAUCGCUGCCCAAUGCUCGCUCUCCCACUCACAGAGACGAGUUCAGGAUCAACUCCAUGCCGAUCUUCUUUCCAGCAAUCUCACCCACUCCGUUUAUGUUCUGAGUUCGAUUGGCGGUCCUUCUUUCUUUUUGUUUUGCUUUUAUAUUUAUUUUCUGUAUAUUGGUAUUGUGGAUGGAUUAAUAUAAAGCAAGAAUAUUUAUAAAUUCCGUUUUCUUGUGAAUGGAUUGUGCAGUAUCAUUCAAAUAUUUUUCAUCCAUUAUUUCUCUGCAA